Messenger RNA from Podospora pseudocomata, 813 nucleotides. RefSeq lists its product as uncharacterized. NCBI's taxonomy places the organism in Eukaryota, Fungi, Ascomycota, Sordariomycetes, Sordariales, Podosporaceae. The transcript has a single exon. The record is from RefSeq and is a predicted model, not a curated record. Bases 1 to 813 code for a protein of 270 amino acids.
AUGAAAGAGCCAGAAAAUUGUAUAAAGGGGGCCACUUCAUCCGUGUCUAUUCUCCAUAAUCACCCUCAUCAUCAACAGCUUUCAAAGCACCAUCUAGCUUGCUCAUCCUUCGAAAACCCUUUAGCAACAGUCCACUACAUUACUCUCAGACUUCCAACCAUCAACAUGAAGUUCCAACUCCUCACCACUGCUGCCGCUUUCUUUGUGGCCACUGUCACCGCCAUUCCCGCCCCCUAUGACAAUCAUGGCCUUCUCCCUGACACCGACGACUUUGAGAACGACGCGGGUGUCCCUGCCGUUCUGGAAGCUCGCGCACAGGCCCCUGCCACCUGGGCAGCCAACUUCAACUUCACUCGCGACUUCGACUUCCCCCUCGACCACCUCUUUGCCGAGAUCGAGCGCAUUCCCGACGACAUCCUCGAGAAGGGAGAUGAAGUGCUCCACCAGUGGCUCGUUGCCAACGGAGACCGUGAGCCCGAAACGGCUCUCAAGCGGGACACCGAUUAUGUUGAUGCCGUUGAGGAGAACUUGAGCCUCUUCGAGAGGGGUGAGCUCGCCGCCAGGGCCUCGCUGUGGAAGAUUGCCAAAUGUGUUGCCGCCAUUGUUCAACUCCUGGCCACCACUGCUGUGCCUGCUGCCAAGCUGCUCAGGAUCAAGAAGUACAUCAAGGCGCUUGGGGGUGCGAAGCAGGCUGUUAAGCUCAUGUUGGGAGCCACCACCAAGGCCGAGAAGUUGAAGGCUGGUGGCGAAAUCUUGGUCAACUUGAGUGCCGAGCUGUUGGGUAUCAGUACUGUCAAGAACAACUGCUUCUGA